Messenger RNA from Enterobius vermicularis (human pinworm), 627 nucleotides. The record is from the annotation of a GenBank genome assembly. NCBI's taxonomy places the organism in Eukaryota, Metazoa, Nematoda, Chromadorea, Rhabditida, Oxyuridae.
AUGUUUUUAGGUGGUUCUACUGGCGUUGGCAAAAAAAUUGCUUUUGAACUGAUAAAACGUGGAUGUUCAAUAUCUGUUGCUGCUCGAGAGCCCAAAAAACUGGAACAGGCUAGAGAAGAGCUGGACAGUUUUGCUAAAUCAGUUUGUAGAAACGCCAAAGUGCAUGGUUUCGUGCUGGAUGGAACACAUUCUUACGAAUCGACAGAAGCUGUCGUGAAAGAGGCAAUACGGCAUGGAGGAGAUAUCGACAUUCUAAUUAAUCAUGCUGGAACGUCGGUCGAAGGCGAAUUCGAUAAGCUUACCCUUGACCAGUUUGAAAGUCAGAUGAUGAUCAACUAUUUCAGCACAGUUUACUUAACUAAAGCUGUGCUUGGAAGAAUGAAAGAAAGAGGAAGUGGACACAUCGGUUUUGUAGCUUCUAUUGGAUCGCAGAUCCCAUUAUGGGGUUAUACGGCCUAUUGUGCCUCCAAAUGGGCUUUACGGGGUUUUGCUGAAUCAUUGCUGGUGGAGCUGCUGCCGUACAAUAUCGGAGUUUCGAUAACAUACCCGCCAGCUACAAUCAAUGAAGGAUACAAGGUUAAUCUCUGUUAUUUGAAUGCCCAUUUAACAUCCUGCACAAAAACUUAA